GCCUCACCUGUGCUUUGUGCCCAACGGCAGCUGCGGGCUCAGGGGCAGUGGGAGGGCUUCCACUUCCUUUCGCUUUCUCAGGCCGCCAAACCUGGCACCUGGGGACAGAACUACAGUUCCCACCGCGCAGCGAGGCAGCAGGAAGAAGGGGCCCUGAGGGCUGAAAAGGAAAACAAGGAGAAAAAGAAAACCUUUCCCGCUUCCAGAAGUGAGAGAGCGCGACAGUUCCACUCCAGGGAGGCAGCGCCAUGCAGUUCUCCAGCUCAGCCAGGGCAGCAGAUGAGAACUUCGACUAUUUGUUCAAGAUCAUCCUCAUCGGGGACUCCAACGUGGGGAAGACCUGUGUGGUGCAGCAUUUCAAAUCCGGGGUCUACACGGAGACACAGCAGAACACGAUCGGGGUGGACUUCACUGUGCGCUCCCUGGAGAUCGACGGCAAGAAAGUGAAGAUGCAGGUGUGGGACACCGCAGGCCAGGAGCGCUUCCGGACCAUCACCCAGAGCUACUACCGCAGCGCCCACGCGGCCAUCAUCGCCUACGACCUGACCCGGCGGUCCACCUUUGAGUCCGUUCCUCACUGGAUUCAUGAGAUAGAAAAAUACGGAGCUGCGAACUUGGUCAUUAUGCUGAUCGGGAACAAAUGUGACCUGUGGGAGAAACGGCAUGUUCUGUUCGAGGAUGCCUGCACGCUGGCUGAGAAAUACGGCCUCCUUGCUGUUUUGGAGACAUCAGCUAAGGAGUCCAAGAACAUAGACGAAGUCUUCGUGCUCAUGGCCAGGGAGCUGAUCGCCCGCAACAGCCUGCAGCUGUAUGGGGACGGCGCCCUGAACCACCUGCCCCUGGACUCCAGUCCAGUCCUUAUGGCCCAGGUGCCAAGUGAAAAGACCCACUGCACUUGCUGAGUGCGGUCCCCCAGCCAAUAGCACCCGCCAGAGGGCAGAGCUAAACCAAAGGUGGCGGGUCUUCUAGUGUCUGCUGAGUAGCAUUUCAGACCCAAGUGUAGACUUGCCACUAGUUCUCAAUCCUGGCUUCAGACAAGAGGCCACAACAGCUGACUCUGAGGCCAGGGGAUACCACUGUCCUUUCCGAUUUUGCCUUGGACCUAAAGGCACAGGGUUAGGAGGACAAGGUUUGCUCUUUUUCAUCUCUUUUCUGUCUCCCCAGCCCUUCAACUAUGUUUCCACCGACUCUUGCUUCUCACUUGAAGAAGAGGGUAGUGAGGAAAGAUCAAAGAGGGGCGAGGAUGCUUGGAACACUCCGGAACAGUUUAGAACAGCUUGGUCAUGGGCAGAUGAGAAAAAAGCCUGCAGUGAUAAGCCAGAAUGCCGUUAACAUUUGCUUCCUGACAGUCACACCUCAGGGUUUUGGUUUGGGGAGCAAAGCCUUUUGAAAUGAAGACCAUAAAUACCUCUUGCCAAAUGGUCAGGAGCCAUGUGAUGGAGACAGAACUGGAUUUCACUUCAUUCUAUUUGGGCUGAUGUGGGAGACGUCUACAGUUCCUUUCCAAAACACCACAUUGGCUGCUGGAUCAGAAGGCAUUUCUGAAUAGUAAUUAAUUUGGCUCACAGAUGAAUAGCAAACCAAUAUUGACCUCACAGUAUGGCCCUGGGCACACCAUGUACCUGCAAUACACUGUGGUUUUUCCAAGUUCUCCCGAUGGUUGUUGCUGAACUGCAUCUUACAGUCACAGUAAGAACCACAAAGGCCUGUCCAGCCACAUCAGCUCCAAAAAGGGCAAUGUCUCUGGGAGCUCUCCCCAGGCCCAGGUGAGUGCCCCCAGGCAUUUCUCAUUGAUAGCAGCACAAUCGAUAGGCUGAGACCUACCUUCACGU
Myotis davidii is the source of this 1832-nucleotide messenger RNA. It is a transcript of the gene RAB19, whose product is annotated as RAB19, member RAS oncogene family. NCBI's taxonomy places the organism in Eukaryota, Metazoa, Chordata, Mammalia, Chiroptera, Vespertilionidae. The transcript has 4 exons. Gene Ontology annotation, cellular component: trans-Golgi network. The record is from RefSeq and is a predicted model, not a curated record. Gene Ontology annotation, molecular function: GTPase activity; GTP binding. Bases 249 to 902 code for a protein of 217 amino acids.